Messenger RNA from Daucus carota subsp. sativus, 2354 nucleotides. Its product is annotated as rhamnogalacturonan I rhamnosyltransferase 1. Gene Ontology annotation, cellular component: chloroplast; cytoplasm. The transcript is spliced from 8 exons. Bases 451 to 1971 code for a protein of 506 amino acids. The record is from RefSeq and is a predicted model, not a curated record. Lineage: Eukaryota; Viridiplantae; Streptophyta; Magnoliopsida; Apiales; Apiaceae.
ACACUUUAAUAUUAAAACCCAUUAUUUUAUUCACCCAUAAUAAAAUCUUGGCUUGACCCUUGUUGGGUUUUUUUGUCUUGGUGGUUGAAGCUUGUUUAAUUAUAUAAAAUAUUAUUCUCACUCGUGAAAAUUUUAAUUUUGUGCCUUUUCCACCUCUUUUUACACUGAAAAUCUUUAAUUUUAUCGCCCAUUUCUUGUUCUUUUGCUUAAAGGUUGAAUCUUUUAAGUGUUUCUUUGUGGUUUUGAGGGACUGUGAAUCAAGGCCUUUGAUAAACAUUGCAUUGAUCUUGAGGAUACCCUUUUCUUGAUUUUGUGUGUGUUGUAUAUAGUGGGUUUGAUUUUGAUUUUGAUUUAAAUCUAGGGUUUUGUAUUUUCUUGAUUUGGGUUGGCUAUGAUUUGUGUAGAUGGUAAUGGGUUAGAUUUGGUUUUAUUAGAUAUGGUGAUUUUGAAAUGAGGAUUGAAAUGGAGGUUAGAUCAGAGAGUGUACAAUUAAGGUGUGAUAAGUUACCUGGGCAAGUGAUUCCUAAGACCAGAUUACAAGUUUGGUUUAUUAGGAUUUGUUCAAGUAUUGUGAUUUGGACCUGUUUGGUUCAGAUUGUGACUGUUGGGGAGCUUUGGCAUCCACAUUUGUUGUCUGGGUUGUUGAAUCAUUCAGAUGGGUCUUCCAAAGUAUUUAAAGAGAAGAAGGCGGUUCAGUUGUUGCCUCCGCUUCCACCUGCAAGGAACUACACUAGUAAUGGUUUUCUCAAAGUUUCAUGCAAUGGCGGUUUAAAUCAGAUGCGUGCUGCGAUAUGUGACAUGGUGACAGUUGCUCGAAUGUUAAACCUUACGUUGGUUGUUCCAGAACUUGAUAAGACAUCUUUCUGGGCUGAUCCGAGUGAUUUUGAGGACAUAUUUGAUGUGAGGCACUUCAUUGAUUCAUUGAGAGAUGAAAUAAGAAUCAUUAAAAGGUUACCGAAAAGGUUUACAAGAAAAUAUGGUUAUCAGCCACUGGAAAUGCCUCCUGUUAGCUGGUCGAGUGAAAAAUACUACAUGGAACAGAUCCUGCCCCUUUUUGGUAAACACAAGGUGAUACAUUUUAACCGGACGGAUACACGUUUGGCGAACAAUAUGAUCCCCCUUGAUCUUCAGAAACUCAGGUGCCGUGUCAAUUUCCAGGCACUGAGAUUCACUCCGCAAAUUGAGGCUUUAGGACAGAAGUUAGUUCAUAUUCUUAAAGACAGAGGGCCAUUUAUAGCAUUGCAUCUAAGAUAUGAGAUGGAUAUGCUGGCUUUCUCUGGUUGUACGCAUGGCUGUACAGAGCAGGAAGCUGAAGAGCUUAAACAGCUAAGGUAUGCAUUUCCUUGGUGGAGGGAGAAAGAUAUUGUUUCUGAAGAGAGGAGAAUGCAAGGUCUCUGUCCUCUUACACCGGAGGAGACAGAUCUGGUGCUGCGUGCAUUAGAUUUUGACAAGGACAUUCAAAUAUAUAUUGCAUCUGGGGAGAUUUAUGGCAGUGAAAGGAGACUUGCAGCAUUACGAGCUUCAUUCCCACGUAUUGUAAAGAAAGAAAAGCUGCUGGAUCCUGAUGAUCUGCGGCAAUUUCAAAAUCAUUCAUCACAAAUGGCUGCGCUGGACUUCAUAGUUUCAGUUGCCAGUAGUGUUUUUAUUCCAACUUAUGAUGGCAACAUGGCAAAGCUAGUGGAAGGUCACCGCAGGUAUCUUGGUUUCCGAAAGACAGUCCAACUAGAUCGCAGAAAACUUGUGGAAUUGAUUGACUUACAUCACAAUGGAUCGCUUUCAUGGGACCAAUUUUCUUUUUCCCUGAGAUCUACACAUGAAAAAAGAAUGGGACAGCCCGCUUUUCGUAAAGUUGACAUAGACAAGCCCAAAGAAGAAGAUUAUUUUUAUGCAAACCCCUACGAGUGUUUCUGUGACAGACCAAGUUGUGAUGAUUUAUUAGUUGCUGGAAAUAGGACUGAAGUUUUACAAUGAGGCAGAUCGAUCAAGUUGAUAAAGCUUACUGACAUGGUCAUCGGUUUAUAUAUCUGGACCAUGCAUAUUUACUAUAGGUAAGAUGCCACGGUUUUUUUUGCUUAGAGAAUCUUUUCCUAGCCUAAUCACACGGGUAAAGAGCUUUGAAGCAUCGGGAACCAAAGGGGCCUGAAGAAUUAAGAAUGGAGUCCGAAUAGACAACUUUUGCACCUGACAAGCUUCGCUGAAAACAGCUAGAAGAAUACUGUCCUCCUGGGCAUCUAUAUACCGUUUUGUUCAUUCUUUUUGUUUAUAUGUUGUUUGCUUUCCUUUUUUGUUUUCUCAGUGUCAUACAGUUUUACAGUUAUCUAAAGAAUGCAAUAUCAAUAAUACUUUUACCCAGA